AUGAAUCAGUACUCUUCCGAGAGCACGCAUCUGAAGUCUCCGAUGAAACUUCGUUGGCCACCAAAGUGUGAAAUCGGUGCUCCCAAUGUGGCUUACACGAUUAAUUUCGUUAAAUUUUUGAUGAUGUGGUCAUGAAAAACCCUCGGGCAACGUUUUCAUCACGAAAUAACGGAAGAUGAUUUUGAUUCUCACUUGUAGCACGCAUAACCAACCGCAACACGAAAAAUGCAAAUUUCGUACUGAUGCCGGCAUUUUUUUGAGAAUUUUUUGUUGCUCUUUGCAAGUUUUGCUCAUGAUAAACACGUUCAUGAAGAAAAACGGAAAGAUAAAUCAGUAUUCUUCCGGCGGCGUUCCGAGCGCCACACCAACUCUCAUUUCGCUUCUCGAGCGACAGUAGGCAAGCGAGAGAGUGCGAGACAAGGAGAAUGCUGCCGGCGACGCAGAGAGCACGCGUAAUUGCUUGCGCUUUUCUCGUGCCGGAGGCCGUGGCAGAGAGGGUUCAAGAGUUCAUGACGGAUGCACUGAACAAGGACAUAAAAUGGGCAACAAAGGAACACUGAGAAAUGGAAAAAUCAGGCUGAAAAGAUGCUUACACACUGCAAAAUUCCCAUUCCAAGAGACAUCAGCACUUGACUUCCACUGAAUUCACGUGCACUUAAUUCUCACUUUCGAACCUUUUCGUCCCUGGAGAGACAAGUUUGAUGCGGAUUUCUGAAGUUGACAGAAUACUUUCGUGGAAUGUCAUCUGAUUACAGCACUUCGUUAGCAGCGGCACGUGCAAGCCGCAAAUGCUGAAUUUUGCAAGCUAUAAUUAACUUAUCAGGAAAAGUUCACCAAUGAGAAAACAAAAAAUAAGGUUGAAUUCACUUUACCAAAGCGUCUUCUUACUCAUAGUGCCGUGAGAUAAUUCAAUUGCAAUAUCCGCGAAGUUUAUAUUUUGCUCACUAGUUAGCCGCGAUGCAAACCGAGCAACUUUUGGGUCUCACUAUCGUUCCGGUAUGAAUAUCUAUCGUUUUACUCUUUUCUCAGACAAUAUCAAUUCAGGUGGCUCUUUGGGAUUCAUCUUCAAUUUGGUCAUUUUCGUCGUGGCCUGUCGUAUCAAGACCCUCAGCGAGUCGUUCGCGAUUCUCGUGUCCACGAUGGCCGCGGCAGAUGGUGUCGUUUGCGGUCUUUUCCUUCUAUACGCAUGUCCUAUGAUUAUACUGUAAGUUGAAUCAUAAUGUAGUUCAAUAUGGACAAUCGAGAACGUCUCAGGAACAUAACAAUUCUGAAGCAGUACUCCUAUCAUUGUGGAUUCGCUCUAGCGUUGGCCUACGACAUUUCCAUCACGACACAUGUUGUGAUUGUCGUCAACCGAUUUCUUGCAGUUUUCACUCCAAUCACUUAUAAAAGAGUUUUUGGGUAAAAAAAAGAGAUUGAAAAAUGACGCAAGUGCAAAGCAGUUCCAGAAUACAAACCACAAAAUUGAUCGUUUUCGUGACGGUGUCUGUGACAGUUGCUAUAAUUUUCGUAUUCUUCCAAAUCUGUAAGUACCAGUGCCCAAGAAUUUGAACACUUUCUCUUUUCCCCCAGUUGGAUGUCAGCUCUACUAUGAUCAAGAGUUUUGGAUGUUCUUUUAUUCGGAUCAAAAAAUAUGCGUUUGGUACGCAACGAAUCUGGGCGAUCGGAAAAUGUUCGCGUCUGCCGUGCUCACAAUGGCGCUCAAUCUGAUGAUCAUUGCAAAAGUGCACACUGCGCGGAAGAAGGUCAGUUUUUGAAAGGAACCUUCUCGUGUAAAGUAUUUUUUUUCAGUUGAAUCAUGGGCAAGUUUCCGUGGCCAACAAGAAGAGAGAGAUGAACUUUCUGAAGCAGACAAUAGGCCAAGGCACUUACCUAUUCGUCUUUUCUAUCAUCUUCCUGUACGUAUCAUCUCUCACCAGCAACAAAAUACUCGGUUUCAUCAUCGGAUCGGAUAUCUGGUGCAGUCUGCACACUCUCGACGGGUACGAAUACUUUUAAAGUGUUUUGUUUGUUACCUGUCCCUUUCAGAUUGUUCGUUCUCAUCUACAAUUCCGAAAUACGGGAAGUUGUCAUUGGUCCGAAGGAUGGAUUGUCGAAGCGUGCCUCUCGAGUCACUCUCACAUAA
Molecule: messenger RNA, 2125 nt
Organism: Caenorhabditis sp. 36 PRJEB53466
Lineage: Eukaryota; Metazoa; Nematoda; Chromadorea; Rhabditida; Rhabditidae
Source: the annotation of a GenBank genome assembly